Molecule: messenger RNA, 696 nt
Organism: Microthlaspi erraticum
Lineage: Eukaryota; Viridiplantae; Streptophyta; Magnoliopsida; Brassicales; Brassicaceae
Source: the annotation of a GenBank genome assembly
AUGGCUCGAACCUUCAUCUUGUGGCUUCACGGGUUAGGCGACUCUGGACCUGCAAAUGAACACAUCAAGAUGGUUUUCAAAUCCCCUGAGCUAAGUAACACUAGGUGGCUCUUCCCUUCUGCUCCACCCAAUCCAGUUACCUGCAACAACGGUUGGGUGAUGCCUUCUUGGUUUGACGUCCCUGAACUUCCUUUUAGAGCGGGCUCUCCAAUUGAUGAAAGCAGCGUGCUUCAAGCAGUCAAAAAUGUGCAUGCCAUUAUAGACCAAGAGAUUUCACAAGGAACAAAUCCAGAAAACGUGUUUAUCUGUGGAUUAAGCCAAGGAGGUGCACUAACCUUGGCAAGUGUUCUUCUUUACCCAAAAACUCUUGGAGGAGGUGCAGUCCUUAGCGGAUGGGUUCCAUUCAGUUCUUCAGUCAUCAGUCAGUUUCCUGAAGAAGCUAAGAAGACACCAAUCUUGUGGUCUCAUGGCACUGAUGACAAGCUUGUGCUCUUUGAAGCUGGUCAAGCUGCUCUUCCUUUGCUUCAACUAGCUGGUGUUACUUGUGAAUUCAAGGCAUAUCCGGGUCUUGGACACUCGAUUUGCAAUAAGGAGCUACUGUAUAUAGAGUCAUGGAUCAAGCGGAGGUUGAAGAAGAGUCCGUCGUCGACUUGUCUUCAUCUUAGUUGUCUUAAAAAAAUCUUCCACUCAAGUUAA